UUUCUUUGGUAUCUUGUGCUUAAGAGACAUACCAAGGUUGAGAUUAGUUUCCAUUUUCUUUGUGCUAUCUUCUGGAUAAUAAUAUAUUAAACAUUUGAAGAGAUGGAGAAUGAAGAUGGGUAUAUAAUGCUGAAUUUCAAGAAUGGUUGUAAAUCCAAGCAGAAAUCUAAAGAUUUCUCCCUGUAUCCACAAUGUUACUGUCUUCUGCUCAUAUUUGGAUGCGUUGGGAUCCUUAUUUUCAUUGUGACAGUGACUGACCUGUUCUGGCAUAAAAAAAUGGAUUUCUCUCCGAAUGUAAAUAUCAGCAGUCUAUCAGGACAUAAUUAUUUGUGCCCAAAUGACUGGCUGUUGAACCAAGGGAAAUGUUAUUGUUUUUCAACUUCUUUUAAAACGUGGAAAGAGAGUCAACAUGAUUGUACACAGCUACAGGCACAUUUACUGGUGAUUCAAAAUUUGGAUGAGCUGAAGUUCAUACAGAACAGUUUAAAACCUGGGCAUUUUGGUUGGAUUGGAUUACAUGUUACAUCCCAAGGAAAUCUAUGGAUGUGGAUAGAUGAACGCUUUUUAGUUCCACAAUUGUUUUCGGUGAUUGGACCAACUGAUAACAGGAGCUGUGCCGUUAUCACAGGAAAGCAGGUGUAUUCUGAAGACUGUAGCUCCACGUUUAAUGGCAUUUGCCAGAGAGAUGCGAUCUUGACGCACAAUAGACCCAGUAGUGUGUAAAUGUACAACAAAAUGUAGAAAUACCUUACAUGUUAAAGCACAGCCUGAUUUUAAAGACUUGAGUUUUUUAGGUAAAGUUUCUAAAAGAAAGUUUCUGCUAACAGACACCAUCCAAAAAGGAGAAAAGUAGUUUGUCCUAAAUUGACUAUAAAGACAACUUCUGAACAGAACUUUUACUC
Messenger RNA from Cebus imitator (Panamanian white-faced capuchin), 902 nucleotides. RefSeq names its product killer cell lectin like receptor F2 (gene KLRF2). Bases 103 to 723 code for a protein of 206 amino acids. The record is from RefSeq and is a predicted model, not a curated record. The transcript has 6 exons. Lineage: Eukaryota; Metazoa; Chordata; Mammalia; Primates; Cebidae.